Messenger RNA from Meloidogyne enterolobii, 752 nucleotides. The record is from the annotation of a GenBank genome assembly. NCBI's taxonomy places the organism in Eukaryota, Metazoa, Nematoda, Chromadorea, Rhabditida, Meloidogynidae.
AUGUCAAAUAUAAACUUAAAUUGUUUAUUGGUAGAACAAAUGAUAAAAGAUACAGUUUAUAGUGUUGCCUGUUGGUUUAAUAUUUUUAUAAUUUUAUUCAUUCUUUUAUUAAUCUUUAUUUUAUUUCGAGAAUAUUCAAAAUCCAAAAUAUCUUUGCAUUGCAAUUUAAUUAUAUUAAUAGCCAAUGCCGUUGUUUAUUAUCUCAUUUAUUCAAUUCCAACCCUUUUAAUUCUUUUACGUUAUAAGUAUCUCGGAUUUACUUAUAAAGAUAAUUGUGAAUUAUUAACACCCAUUUGGCUUGUAAUUUUUUCUGUUUCUCCAAAUUAUUUUUAUUUAAUUGCAAAUGCUGGUGUUCAUUUUCUUAUAAUGUUGGAACGUGUUAGAGCAACUGUUUGUAUUUGGCAAUAUGAAACUAAGGGAAAGAUAUGUGCGAUUCGUGGGACUAUAGUUGUCUGGUCAUUGUCUAUUGUUUACACAAUUUAUGUCAUCUUAUCUGCACUAGCUGAUACUGAUACCUUUGGUCAACCAAUGGGUGUUGUUUAUUUAACAUCAAAAUAUAAUGCAACAAUUUUACUUUAUACUUAUUAUUUAAUUCUGUUUAUUGCUACGAUCACUACAAUUUGUGAUUUUGUUAUCUAUAAAACCAACAAGACUUUCAAGAAGAGGUUUUACAAUUGACUUAUGUUAUCCUCAUUUGCUGUUGCACUCCCCCCUCCCCCCCCUCCUUCCUCCCCUUACGUGCCAUCCACCGG